AGCAUGUGUGCAUGUGGAUACUAAACAAUUAAGCUCCCUCUCUCCUUCUGUCUCUCUCUCUCUCUCUCUCUCUCUCUUUCAGAACAAUUUUUUUUGUCCCUUUUUUUUCCUUUUACAUCCAGUUUCAAUCAAGUUUUUUUUUUCACGCUAUACCUAUUUCAAUAUUGCAACACUUUGAAUAUUCAUCAUGAGUGCUGGGAAAGGACGUUUCAACAAUAGAAUCAAAGCAGCCGGUUUAAAAAUACAACUCACGCCGCCUGUGGUCACUGAAGAGGAUACUGAUCAACCACCGCAGUUUCAACCACCUUCUUUCUUAUCCGAGCAUAACGGCAGCAGAAGAAAUAGUACAAAAACCAGUGAAAUCAACUGGCGCGAAGAUAUUGUACGUAUCGUGCGACACCAACGAAGUUGCAAUGAUAUCUCGUCCUUAGCAGCAGCUGCCACAGCCACCACUUCAGAAACUCAGGAAGUAAAUGAUAUGAGCUCUGAAGAUUUUGAAAACUUGAAAAAACUGGGUGAGGGUGCUGCAGGGACAGUAUGGCAGGUAAAGCAUAAGCCUACCAACAGAGUCAUGGCAAAGAAGACUAUCACCGUGGAUCCUGACCCUCAGUUACAACGACAAAUUCUUCGAGAAUUAUCCUUUUUAAAAACGUGUCAAUCUCCACAUAUUGUAUCAUUUUAUGGCGCGUUUCUCGACGAUGGAGAUACCACCAUUGUUCUUUGCAUGGAAUAUUGUGAAGGAGGAAGUUUAGAAGAUAUAUACAAGAGAGCGCAUCAAAUCAACGGCAUUAUCGGCGAAACCAUUCUCGCCAACAUUGCAGAAUCAGUAUGUAGAGGACUGAUCUAUCUUCAUGAGCAACAUGUGAUUCACAGAGACAUUAAGCCAUCCAACAUUUUAAUGACAAGAAAAGGCCGAAUCAAACUGUGUGACCUUGGCGUAUCUGGAGAAUUGAUCAACUCAUUAGCCCAAACAUUCACUGGAACGCAAUACUAUAUGGCACCCGAACGCAUUCAAGGCGCCACCUAUUCUGUCACAUCCGACAUUUGGUCACUUGGACUGACCAUCAUCGAAGUGGCCCAAAACAGACCUGCUUUGCCGCCACCGGGUCAACCUCAUUUAAGCAUAUUUGAAUUAUUGGAUUAUAUCGUACGCCAGCCUAUGCCAACGGUGGGACAAGAUCGCUCCAUUGAAUGUCAGCAGUUUGUGGAAACAUGUCUCAUUAAGGAACCGGAAAAAAGACCUACACCGGAACAAAUGCUAAAGCACGAGUUUAUUCAGUUAAAAGCAGAUCAAACAUGUGAUAUGGAAGGCUGGCUAAAAGAGCUAUGGGGUUGGGCGUAGUCAAAAAGAAUAGGGAAUGGCCAAUGUUUGUUUAGAAUGAAUCUGCCCGAC
This is a messenger RNA of Mycotypha africana, 1393 nucleotides long. RefSeq names its product kinase-like domain-containing protein. Gene Ontology annotation, biological process: protein phosphorylation. The record is from RefSeq and is a predicted model, not a curated record. The coding region runs from base 188 to 1342 and encodes 384 amino acids. The transcript has 4 exons. Gene Ontology annotation, molecular function: ATP binding; protein kinase activity. Lineage: Eukaryota; Fungi; Mucoromycota; Mucoromycetes; Mucorales; Mycotyphaceae.